This is a messenger RNA of Phytophthora sojae, 249 nucleotides long. RefSeq lists its product as hypothetical. The annotation marks the transcript as partial. NCBI's taxonomy places the organism in Eukaryota, Oomycota, Peronosporomycetes, Peronosporales, Peronosporaceae. The record is from RefSeq and is a predicted model, not a curated record. The transcript has a single exon.
AUGGCGCGGCUGACCUGCGUGAUCAUCCAAGAAGGGAGCACGAUCUCCAUCGUCAUCGACGAGGGCCUGCCCGUGUAUGAGCUAAAGAAGGCCAUUAAGGCAAAGAGACCGAAUAAUCUCAAGGAUGUCGACGCUGCCAGACUGCACCUCUUCCUAGCGAAGGAUGGCGACGCGUGGCUCGGGGCCAGCUCAGAAGUUGCGAGGCAGUUGCAGAAUGGAGAGAUACCGGAUGCUAUCAAAACGCUACAA